GCCGGAAACCAUAAAACCAACCGUCACACGGCUACAGACACUGCCAGCCAUGUCCUUCCUCUGAAACAAUAGUAUUUUUUUUUUUAGCGUCAAAGAGCAGACUUGCUGCUCUUUUUUACAUUCAUUACCCCACACCUCUUCCAGAGAGAGACAGCAGUUGUUGUUGUUCAUUUGUAGGCAGAGAGAUGUCUUCAGUCGGGCGGGAGGGGCGGACUGGCGUUCAGCUGCUGAGCGCGCUGCUGCUGCUGAUGCUGAUGCUGCUCUCUGGUUGUUCAAGCAUGGAUGUUCUUGUACCAAGCUACAUCACUGCACGCAAUGGAACAAAUGUCCGGAUCCCAUGCACAUUCACGUCCUGCUAUAAGAUGGACCUCAACAAGUUUCACAUGAACUGGACCUACAAAGUAGCCGACAAUGAGAGUGAGACUGAAGUGAUGUUCAUGACCUACGAUAGAAAGAAAGGAAUGAUUCCGUUGACAACGGACCAGUUUGACGACAGAGUUGAGUUUACUGGGAACUUGGACAAGAAUGAUUUGUCAAUCACCCUAUCAAACAUUCAACCAGAGGAUACAGGGUUUUACUUCUGCCACGUGUUAAACCCUCCAGAUCGCAUCCACGGAAAGGGGACAAUUCAUGUCAAUGUGGUCAAUGAACUUCCUCCUCCACGAGAUUCAACUAUCGCAGUUGCCAUUGGGGCAUCGGUGGGUGGAGCGUUGGCUCUGCUGAUUCUUUCCAUGGUGGUGAUCAAAUGUCUUCGCCGACACCGCAAACAAGAACUAACUUCAGAAGAAAAAAUGGAGGAGGAGGGAAAGCUGGAAGCUGAAGCCGUGGCGGAGGAGGGAACCAAAUAACCACAGCACCACUGACUGGCUGGUGUCUCGGUCACUCACACUUUCAACAACUCUUGUGAAACCAAUACCACAUCUUCAAUGACAUGUAGUAACCACUGCUCUCAGAUCAGUGUCCACAGAUAUAUUUAAACACUUUGCAUGCAAGUGUGUCUAUGGAAUCCUUGCAGGAAUUAUCGGUCUGAAUGCUGAAUCAUCUAUAUACAUUUUUUUGUCUGUGUUAGGGGUGUUUUUUCCCUACAAAAUGUAAGGGAUUAACAGGUGUUUCUUUGUUUGGAACUACACAGUAGUAUCAGCAAUAUUAUAUAUGGCUAAUAAAAGAUAUAGGUAUAUCCAUAGCAUAUUUUAUGACUGGUUACGGUUGUGUGGUAUGACCUGAACACUUCAUUCACAGUAAAUUUAAAAAAAAUGUGGAAUAUAAUUGUUAUUUUUGCUAUAACCAUUUUACAAUUAGUUUGGUACUUGAUAAAACAAAUCUAUAUCAACAACUAGAUAUUAUUAUUAUUUAUUUCAGUAGAAAAAAAAAAUUAAGUGGAGUUUACUCGGAUGAAGAUGUACCCAUUGUGAAAUCAGUGCACACUGCCUUUGAGCCUUGUCCUUUUGUCUUUUUAAGUGGAUUCCAUUGUCAUAAUUAGUCAAAUUCACCAAAUAAGCUAAAUAACGUUUACAAAAGCCAAUAUUGUCUGCUUUGCUGGACAAGAUUCUCAAACAUUUCUUAAACAUUUAUCAGAACAACUGCCGUACACAACCCACCGUGAAAGCCAGAUUCAGUUUGAUUACGUGGUAAAAGCACUUGUGCAGCUAAUCUCACUCACUUUGACUAUUUAGGCUGUAAAACAGAGGAAAAGACCAAUUUUAUUGGAGACUUAUUUUUUUAUGACAAACAUUUACUUAACAUGAUCCUCAAAAAAUGUAUCUAAAUGUUCAGUUUCUGUAACUAACCCAAAAUGUGCAGACACAUUGCAAGCUGGUUCCAACCUGCUGACUUGUUAAUUGUAUGUCUUUAUGAAAAAAAUGCUCUAAGAAGCAACCUUCAUAGUCAUAAAACUAUGUACAAAAGUUUGUAUGUGACUUUGUUGAGUUAUUAUGUUUUGUAUUACUAAUAAAUUUAUACUUUUGUUUUCUAACUUUACAAGUAAUGUGUAUUUCCCUGAAAUACUCAAAGUACCCUUUCAUAAUCUCUUUUCAAUGUUUAUUAUUGCACAGUGCCCUCUUUGGAUCAAUAAAACUCCACUGUGGUAAAAAACAAAACAAAAAAACAAUCAGCUUGUGAAUAAUUACAAACAUGGCUUUAAUUUUCAAGCAUGUUGAAUGGAACAAUAAAUAUCAACCCUGGUUUAUUGGAAAAAUCUGUUUCUACACUGUUAAGACACUGCUUUUUCUUCCGUAUCAUGCAUGUUUGUGUUGCAAAAUUGCAGAACCUUGCAGCAUGAUGAGGGCAGCUUAUUUAGAAUGCUGUUUUUUUUUUUUUUUUAUUUAAAGGAAGGCUUGUUUUUUGUUGACGGAAUGAUAGCUAAAAUGUUAAGGAGAUAUAUGACUGUGCCACAGGCCAACAAUGUGCUUUGAAUAGUUGCUGUUGCAUCACUCUGAAUGUUAGCUAGCACCAACUAGUGCUCACACUGUGCUUCCUCUGAUCAACCAGUUAUUGUCACUUUAUGCAUUUUAAAUAAAGAUCUGUAAGAUAAAUGUGUAAAAAAA
Molecule: messenger RNA, 2543 nt
Organism: Oryzias latipes (Japanese medaka)
Lineage: Eukaryota; Metazoa; Chordata; Actinopteri; Beloniformes; Adrianichthyidae
Gene: scn2b
Product: sodium channel, voltage-gated, type II, beta
Cellular component (GO): plasma membrane
Source: RefSeq, a predicted model, not a curated record